AUGGCUCGCACAAAGAUGACGGCUCGCCGCGGAAAGCCGCUCCCGAAGACCACUGCGAUCUCAUUUCAUGAACCUUGGCCGGUUGACUUUAUUCACCAACUGCAGAACCUCCCGUCCAACGAUGAGGCUCAACCUCAAAACCAUGAUAUGACUGAACCGUCUGCAAAACGAUUGAAGCGAUCACAUGAAGAUAUGAAAGCGCUUCUUGUGGCCGAUGAAGAACUGGAAUUCGUACGAAAAUGCCCCGAAGAAACACUUCCCUUUACUCGACAAAAUGUUGGACCCCAUUUGCAACUAGUCAAAGAUAAAUCGAAUGAGUUUGGUAUUGCCUCUCGCACCAAACUGUCAGCGCCGUGGAUCAACAUUUCUGUCACAACCCAUUCGAAUUCCAUCAACCAGCGUCUGGCAGCUUGUCUGUAUGUCUUUGCCCAGAAACGGAAGAAGACUCAUGGCGAAGGCGAUGUCUGGGCGGAAGUUGAUGUCGCAUUGCGCCCUCAAGGAGACUUUCUCUCCGUCGUGUUUUGCUUCAAGAUCUAUUGGAAUGAAACAAAGACACCAUAUAGCUGGUUGCGAUCCGCAAAUGAGCGCCAAGUUAGCCAGAGAGUCCUCAAUACUUUUCUACAUGACGAAACCGCCUCAAGUUCGACACAACAAAGCUGGUCCCCCUUGGACUUCUACGAGGCAGCUCAUGUACCACCCGCCGACGACGAGACCGCGCUUUCAAUCGAUAUUCCCGAAUUGACGGCCAAACUUUACCCUUACCAGAAGAAGACAAUACAAUGGCUUCUCGGCCGGGAAGGGGUUCGUUGGAGGAAUUCAAGCACGGAAUCAGUCUCAGACAUUGAGGAGCUGCCUGUUUCCCUGGGUACUGAUAUCGCACAUAGCUUCCGCAAAAUUCGAACUCAAGGGGAAUUCGGACAAUUGUUUUACGUCAGCGAUCUGUAUCAUGUCGUCACUACCGACUUGACGGCUUUUCAGCAGGCAGAGCGGGACAUCCGGGGAGGUAUCCUAGCUGAAGAGAUGGGCCUUGGCAAGACUCUUGAAGUCAUCGGCCUGGUCACGCUUCAUCGCCGACCGCCAACCGAUAGUCACAUUGUCACGCAAGAGGGGGAUGAGCUUCUGACAACUGGGGCAACUCUGAUCGUCACGCCAGAGUCACUAAGAAACCAGUGGAUCGCAGAGCUUCAACGGCACGCACCUCAUCUACGAGUCAAAUUCUAUCCAGGGCGCAAGAAUGUCAACCUUGAUACUGAGGAUGCUCUUCGUGCUGACUUGGCUUCGUACGACGUAGUCAUCACCACAUAUCCAAUCUUAUCAGCAGAGGUACACUUUGCUUUGAAGCCCCCUGACAGAUCUCGGCGCCAAGAGAGGAAGUACGAACGUCUGGUGUCGCCUCUGACGAGAAUAUCGUGGUGGCGCGUCUGUCUUGACGAAGCUCAGAUGAUUGAGGGUGGAGUGAGCGGUGCAGCUAUCGUCGCAAGAGUCCUUCCUCGGGUCAACGUUUGGGGCGUUACUGGAACACCGGUCAAAAACGACGUCAAAGAUCUCCACGGUCUGCUCAGCUUUCUGCGCUACGAGCCCUAUGCAUCAUCUCCUCAGAUUUGGAAGGCUCUGACGGAGUCACACAAGCCUCUUUUCAAGUCUCUGUUUGGCAGCAUUGCCUUGCGCCAUACCAAACAACUUGUUAGACACGAAAUUACUGUGCCGCCACAAAAGCGAUACGUCAUAACACUGCCCUUCACCGCCGUGGAGGAACAAUACUAUGGCGAGAUGUUCAAGACAAUGGCCAGAAGUUGUGGACUAGAUCUCCUUGGUGCCCCUGUGAAGCCCGACUGGACACCAGAAAAGAACGAGGCUGAGAUGCGAACGUGGCUUAACCGUUUACGACAGGCAGCUCUCCAUCCUGAAAUCGUUCAGAUACGCGGCACUGGUCGGAAAGUAGGACCAAUGCGGACAGUCGACGAAGUCCUGGAUGCUAUGAUUGAGCAAAGUGAGAACGACAUUCGAGCUGAUCAUCGGGCCUACCUACAAGCUAGGCUUACACGCGGUCAAAUGCUCGAAAACAGUCCCAGGGUCAAAGAGGCUCUCGAAAUAUGGGAGAAGGUCAAGAUGGAUGCCAUGGAUCUUGUCGCCGAGUGCCGGCAGGAGGUAAAAACUGCCGUGGGUACCCUACCGGGAGAGAUUUCUGCCGCAGCUCGAGGCGGGGACGAUAGCGAUCAAGGCGAAGGCGACGAGGGCUCGACAAAUGCUGUCGUUGGAGAGGCCCGCACAAAGCUUCGGCAUGCUCUGGAGGUACUUCAUAAGGCCACAUUCUUCUGUGCGAACGCCUUCUUCCAAAUCAAGAGCAACACGGACAUGACUGAACCGGAUUCCGAUGACUUCAAAAAGUACCAGAAACUUGAGGACGAAGAGUACAGCAAGGCUCAGGAGGUCCGACGAGAGAUUCUCUCGGAAAGUCAUGCUAAAGCGAUGUCGCUUAUGAAUAGUCUGGGACGCCAAGCCGAAACCCAGUCUUUUGUCGAAAUCCCGGAACUUACUUUGAGCGGGCCGAAGGGACUGGAAAGCGCCCCGACGCUUGACACAUUGGAAGAACUAUAUGGUGUCCUCAACGAGCAGGCAGAUCGCAUUGACGAAUGGAGAGAGGCUCUCAUCGGUUUGCUCUGUCAGGCGCUGAUCGACGAAGAGGCGGAAAAUGAGGUCACUGGUGAAGAGUUCACCGACUCCACGCAGAUUCAAGAGGAACUUAUUGUUCAUGUGCAAAUCCUGCGCGCCGCCAUUGCUGACCGCCAGGACGCUAUUUCAGGGCUUGAGAAUGCGUUGGUCAGGCAUGAGACCAAUGUUUCACUGACUGCCGCAGAGAAUGGCGAGGGUCCGGCCCCAGAGAAGUUCCUGGCUCUCAAUGAAGCCAGAGAUUCAGUAAAGCCGUCCCCAGUCAGGCAUGGUUCACUUCGUCGUGCCAUUGCUGAGUUACGAGCUAUUGCCUCGAGGCUACCAAAGGAUGGCGGCGGUCGGGCAAGCCUCGAGCACGGGAUUGUGACCAAGCAAAUUCAACAAACACAGGCGAAUAUCACCGCUCAGACCAAAGCGGCCACAGCUUUGGAACGGGAGACGGACCGUUUCACAUGCGCCAUGAAUGCCAGGGUUGAGUACUACCGACAACUCCAGGCAGUAUCAGACAGUGUUGCCCCCUAUGAAGGCCCCAACGAUGGACCGGCCGUGGCUUCCUGCAUCGCGAGCGAGAACAAUUACCGCAGAAAGCUGGACUCUUCCAAGGCGAAGCACAGAUAUCUGCUGAAUCUCCAAAUGGACGGCGGAAAGUCCAAUGAGCCCCGGAUGUGUAUCAUAUGCCAGUCAAACUUUACCAUUGGAGUUCUGACAGUGUGCGGCCACCAGUUCUGCAAAGAGUGCAUGAAGCAUUGGCAUAAGGCUCAUCAGAAUUGCCCUAUGUGCAAGAGGAAGCUUCGACUCACUGAACUCCAUGAUAUUACUCUCAAGCCAAGAGAGUUGAAGUUACACGAUGAGACCCCAGUUUCUGCCUCGCCUGGAGUGAAGAAAGAUGAGGCUGCCAAAACUAAUGGCAUCUACUCCCGUUUCAGUACUGAAAAGCUUGCUCAGAUCAAUGAUAUUGAGUUAUUGAGGAUGUCCUUCGGGACAAAGGUUGACUCGAUUGUAAGACACAUACUGUGGCUGAGGGAAUCGGAUCCUGGUGCUAAGUCUGUCAUCUUCACCCAAUACAAAAGCUUUCUUGCAAUUCUGGGUGAAGCAUUCAACCGCUAUCAGAUCGGCUUCUCCGCAAUCGACAGGCCCAGCGGUAUUAUGAAGUUCCAGAAUGAUGCUAGCAUUGAGUGUUUCAUGCUCCACGGCCGGGCAAACUCCAGUGGGCUCAACCUCGUCAAUGCCAGCCACGUCUUCUUGUGCGAGCCGCUGCUGAACACCGCGCUCGAAUUGCAGGCGAUUGCUCGUGUAGACCGCAUUGGUCAGAAGAAUGAGACAACCGUUUGGCUAUAUCUGAUUGAGGGCUCGGUAGAGGAAUCGAUUUACAACCUGUCGGUCAAGCGACGCAUGGAACACAUGGGCCAGAAUUCCAAAGGAAAGUCCAAGGAGUCCACUCCAGAGGUCCAAGAGCCUACUCUGGAGGCUGCGAACACUCUGGAGCUAGAGCAAGCUCAUCUCAACCAAUUGAUGAGCAGGGAUAAGAAUGCAGGCGAGGCGGUUGCGACUGACGACCUAUGGGAGUGCCUAUUUGGGCGUGUGUCCCGGCGAAUUACAUCGAGCGUUGCGGAGGAGAUUGUUGCCGAGGACUAA
Colletotrichum fioriniae is the source of this 4305-nucleotide messenger RNA. RefSeq lists its product as uncharacterized. The record is from RefSeq and is a predicted model, not a curated record. Gene Ontology annotation, molecular function: ubiquitin protein ligase activity; ATP binding; ATP-dependent chromatin remodeler activity. Gene Ontology annotation, cellular component: nucleus. Gene Ontology annotation, biological process: protein polyubiquitination; DNA damage response. NCBI's taxonomy places the organism in Eukaryota, Fungi, Ascomycota, Sordariomycetes, Glomerellales, Glomerellaceae.